UCGUCUGCUUGAAGCUGCAGUAGUCGAGUGAAAAUCAAGCUAAAAUGUGCAUGGGGCACAUUGACGUGAGGCGAAGAGCGUUCAGAGGAUCUCUAUAGCUAUUUAUAAUUCAGUUUACUUGUCUUUAACGCUCGUAGUUUGUGCUGAUUCCCAGUAUACGUUGAACUUUAUCGACAUGUUGGAGCUCAGGCUACUGUAGCCGUGUCGGAUGAAUUCUCGCCAAAGUGUGGUGUCGGCUGUAACGAGAUGGUGGGAGAGGUCGGACUCCAUCGCAUCACACCAUUCUUCAUCGUUUGUUAGAAUUCGCACAUAUCUCAAACUGGCAAGAUGUCUCAGUUAUUUCAGCAAGACGGUUAAACAAACACAAAAGGGUGUCUCGUUCUGUCAGCUUGGCCAACGUUAUACUUCACCAAAUCUGUCUAAAACUGUGCAAAGUGCCACACUUCUAUCAACAAAUUCGAAAUCCUCAGAACAAGGCUAUUCCCAGUUUGUGGUGAAAAAGGCUGUCAGUAAAUUUCUAACAAGACUUGCGAACCAUGGGAUAUUUAAGAAACAGGUGCAACCCAUAGAUAUAGAUGACAGUGAAUCUGCACUGAAAGCGCGAUAUGUUUACCUGACGACUUGUACUAACAUGUGGGAAGAUGUCCCCGUGGGGGUGAAGUUCGAUGUGUCUUAUGUAGACUCUCACCCAGAGGCCCCGUACAACAUCAAAACACCUGUGGUUGUGGGUCUCCAUGGAACGCCGGGAUCCCACCAGGAUCUCCUGCCCAUCCUGGAACCUAUGGUGGCCCAAGGAUGCAGAGUUGUUAUUCCCAAUUUCCCAGGAUAUGGUUACACACGAGGUAUUGGGCCGGGACACGAUGACUGCUUCACUCAUUCGCCCGAGGAGAAAACACAGUUCCUGGUGGACUUUCUCACGGUCAUCGGCAUACCCAGGGUGGACCUGUUGGUGGGACACAGUGCUGGAUGCUACCCACUAACCCACAUGUGUGCAGACCGAAGCGGCAUCCAGUCUGCCAUGCUGAUAUGCCCAGCUAUCCAUACUUCUUACAGGGGCAUCAGGCCACACAAGGUACUGAAGCUGAUCAGUGAUUGGUGGGAGGUGCCUAUGUGUAGACCUGCUCUUAAUGCAGCUGUGUACCUGGCCAGUAGUGGGGGAGAGUAUAAAGGCAUACCUGUCUCCCAUAUAAUGACUGCCAUUAGGACCACCCUCAAUGUCAACUUUGAAAAUGUUAUCCAUAAUGCAAUGGCCAUGGAUCAGAAGAAGUUUCCUGCAUGUGUCAUGUUUUCUGACAAUGACAAAAAAAUACAGCUGCAUCUGAUGAAGGAGUACAUAGAACUACUGGGGAUCACAGAUGAGGAAACAGAGACCUACACAAGUGAUGCACCAGAUACCUCCAGAGGUGUGCUGGGUUACCCUAAGGCUGUGAUGCUGGAAGGAGGGGGACAUUAUCCACUGAAGAAAUACCGCAACAUCAUUUUAUCUGAACAACUCAAACUUCUACACGCCAUUAGCAAGGGCAGAUAACCACAUGUAAACUAGGACAAAUGAUAUGAUAUCUGAUAACAGCUGUAAGAGACAAGCAAAUAUAUAAACUAGUGACUCAUACACAGUGUGUAUAAACUCUGAGUCUGAUUAUGGCUAUUAAAAUGAGUUCAUUCACCUCUCACAGUACUUGUUAUUUGUGACAUAAUGCAGAAAUUAGUCAGUGCUGUUCACUUGGCUUUCAACAAGUUUACAAGUGGUGGUUAAAAGCCAAUUUGUGACUGAGACAAGUAAUAGAUGUAUAUAUAUGUGUGUGUGUGUUUUAGAAAUCAGAGUUUGUUUUGAUAUUAACCAAUUUUUGAUGUGGCAAGAUAUUGCAUGGUGAAUCUCCCUUGCACGUGUAGUUGUUGUCAAUAAAUGAAGUGAUGAGUUAUUGCAGACAUACUAAACCUUUUGGGGGUAGUUGAGAGUACCUCAUACAGGCAGCUGGACCGAGUAUACUUCAUGUACAUCUGAUGAAUGGUUACAGCAGAAAGCCCAGGUUAAAAAACAAUGGUACUUGUGGACUAAUUAGUGUUUGGGAUAAAUGCAGGAAUGGGUCAGGUGUGUUGUGUUUGAGAGGAAUGCCGCCUUUGGAUAUCUUGUGUUGACAAAAUAAAGGCUCUGCUCCAUUCACUACACAUACUCUGUGAUAACUGCAAUAAAAAGCGUCCAGCCAUGGGUUUUGAACAAGGCUGCACCGAGUGCAGGCAUUGAAAUAGAGCAUAGGUUGAUACGGCACAUUGUCUGCCCAUAAAGGGACCAAUAUGUGACAGAAAUAUGCGGGCAUGCUGGUUUACCUGCCACUGGCAUGAAACCCAGCAAACCAAGGAUCCACUACUAAAUGGUGCUAAUAUCAGCAAUUUUUACCAGGGCAUGGAAUGUACCAUAAAUGUUAUUGUUCUCUGUUGGUGAAGACUGUAAAAGCUUCAUCAUUGUACAGGUACCGAUAACACUUUGUAAGCUAGAAAUCCAGUUGGGGACAUGUCUAUGUCUUGUUAGAUUUUUAUUUCCCAUCCCAGACUACCAAUUGGAAGUUUCACCUGAGGAUUUAGUUUUGACAUGAGACUGGACAUAUGUAUCACAAAGGAAAUGCAGUAUUGGCAUUGUUUCUCAAAAUAUGAACUCAACGGUCGUUUGAUCUGCCCUAUGGAAGAUCGAAACAAGGCAAGUAGAUUGUAUAUGGGUAUAGAUGUCAUUUAGAAAGUGGAUUAGGUAACAGUAUUAUUGUUAAUAGAGACUACACUUUCUGAAUAUAGCACAA
Molecule: messenger RNA, 2789 nt
Organism: Liolophura sinensis
Lineage: Eukaryota; Metazoa; Mollusca; Polyplacophora; Chitonida; Chitonidae
Exons: 7
Coding region: 209-1528 (439 amino acids)
Source: RefSeq, a predicted model, not a curated record